Mesorhabditis belari is the source of this 2544-nucleotide messenger RNA. Lineage: Eukaryota; Metazoa; Nematoda; Chromadorea; Rhabditida; Rhabditidae. The record is from the annotation of a GenBank genome assembly.
AUGGGUGAGCAUGUGACCGAAACACGACAACGACACUCGUCGAGGGUUUCGAUUGGAUCGACCAGUCGUUUGUCGUUCAACGGAUCGAUUCGUUUAAAUGAUUUGCUGAAUGAGGAAAGUGAUGAAUAUGGAUUCAAUUCGGUGGAAACGGCUGAAGAAGCGGAAGAAAUUGAGGAAAAAAGGGAUGCACGACAAAAAGGGAUAAAGUUCCGCGAAUCUUCGACGGAGAAGACGGGCAUCGAAAUCUCGGACAGCGAUUCGGCUGUCAUCGAGAGGGCAUCGAUUGGUUCAAAUCACUCAACAGAAAGCUCGAGCGUACCGAAAGAGCAAAGCAAGCUCGGGCAAUUGAUCGAUAAGGCGAAGAAGAAAUUGGGCGAGAAGAAAAAAGAGCCAACACCCGAUCUAAUCGAUGAGGCUUCACAGUGUGUUCUACUGGAGGUGACGACUGAAACGCAACGGGCACCCACUCCGAAGCCUGAGCUGGAAUCAUCAUCGGAUCCCUUCGCCGUCUCAUCACUCGGUCGUCAUUGUCGAUCGAUGCCUUUCUUUCAUCAGCGACUCUUCUUUUUGGGUAUCCUCAUCGCGAUCACUUGCGCUUUUCCAGGUUUUUUGACGGGUCUUCUUUGGGGAAUCUACAUAUCUUUCAUCGGUUUUCUCUACUUUUUUGUCUCCGAUCCGCAUCCAAAAAAACAUCGAGAUCCCGUUGUUGAGGAAUUUUCCGAUGUCGAGAUCGCUGAAGAGGCACAUGAGGCGCUGGACACAAGUGGACUAGGGGAAGGGGUUGUUUACAAGGGUUGGCUAAACGAGUUGCGGUCGCGGUACCAUCCGGCCAGCUAUCACGUCAACAACACGCAAUCGGUGCUCGUGAGAUUGGAGAACUCAACUCUCCGCAUCUCGAGACCGGCGAAAUCUGUGCUGAAGCACGCUUUUCACACGGAUCCAACUCUCACUCAGCCAAUGCCCACAAUGACCGCUCAAACGAUUUAUGAUCUUACCGAUGCAAAGAUUUCCCUGCGUCCGCGUCGUUUGGCGGCUCGUCGCUGGUGGUCGCGGAAAUAUCCGAUUCAGAUUCGUUUCUCGCAUCGCGGAUCCGCGCUGGCCGAAGUCGAUUUGAUGAGAACCGGGAUGAGCAGAUCAGCAUCAAUGCAUCAGAACGCGAAUUCGAGGAACGAGCUUCCACUCCCGCCCGGCACUCUUUCAGAGAUCUUUCCAGCCUCAGCCCUCGAAGAUUCAACAUAUGACGCUGAAUCGGACUCGAGCUCGGAUGAAAGCGAAAUCCAAUCCUCAUCCGCUGCGGUUCUUCGCUCGAGUUCGGCCGGUGAUUUGAGCGAAUUCUCGUCGAAAUCGAAGGGAUGUAGCAAUAAAAAUAAGGGUCGCUCGAUCUACUUGUUCUUCCGAGCUGCACGCGAAAAAGAGCGAUGGUUUCAUUUACUACGCGAAGCUUGCAGUAAAGCACGAAAGGUUGGCAGUGUGCCGGGCGGGUUGAACACUUUGGAAGAGGAGCCAUCAUCGACGACCACCGGACUAGAGCACGAGUUCAUGCUCUACAAAAUCAAUCACAUUCAGUUUGCGAAACAACUUCUCGGAGUGAUGGUCGGUCCGAUGACUUCACCAGAACCCGGCUCAACUGUUUCCGUUGAUCUUGGUAGCAUGAAAUGGCGCCAAUCGACCCCAGAAAACAACUCGGAAUUAGUCUCCUCCGUUCAUGCAAUCGCCUCGCGAAUCUUCUUCGACUUUUGUCGAGACAAAUAUUGGAGUAAAUGUGUGAAAGAGAAGAUUCAGGCAAAGAUCUCAACUGUGCAUUUACCGUAUUUCAUCGAAAAGUUGGAGUUAAGCGAGUUGGAUUUGGGCACGAAUACACCAUCAAUCGUCGGUGUUUACUCACCGAAAAUGGACGAAUGGGGAUUGUGGGUGGAUUUCGAGCUCCGAUACAAGGGUAGCAUUCGGCUGGUUUUGCAAACGUCGGUGAAUCUCUUGAAGCUGCACAGUGGACAUCAGCAAGUCGAGACAGCGAGAAAGGUGUCUCGAUGGACAGAUUCUGUGCGCGUCUCUAAUCACUCGGAUCCGGAUCUCCCCGAGUCUCCGGAAAGCAGUCCCGAUGAGGAUUUCGGAUCGAACAAUGCGGAAAUUUCAACCAAAGAGCGAACCGGGAAGAAAAUCCUUUCGAUCGUUGAGCGCGCCGCGCAAAGUUCACUUGUGCAAAAAGUGGUCAAGUUGAAGAAAGUGGAAAAGCUGAUGAAAGAAGUCUCGUCGACUCCAUUGAUCCUCAAUGUUUCGGUUGAGGUUGUUGAGGGGACGAUGACCAUCAAUUUGCCUCCACCGCCAUCAGAUCGAUUGUGGUAUGCUUUCCGUAAACCACCAACACUCAACAUCAAAGCCGUGCCACAAGUCGGUGAUCGAUCGGUUGACAUGACGACUGUAUCGGAUUGGAUUGAGGCAAAGCUGAGACUGCUUGUUGAGAAGAAUUUGGUUUGCCCAAACAUGGACGAUAUCAUUUUGCCGGUGAUGUCUGGGAAUGCUCUUCUCCAUAUGGGAUACAAUAAA